GGUAAUUCCAAAUUCCAAAAACAAUAAUGUUUCCAGAAAUCACCAUUGAUGUUAACGUCUUUCCGAGUCCACGCAAGUCUGCAUCAAAUACAGUCGAGAUCAAUCUCAAGCUUGAGAGAGACGACACGUGUGAUCAUGCUCCUCCGUUCCCAAUCACUCACCUGAUCUUAAACAACAUGGUUAGCUUUGAUCCACACAAGACAUCUUCUCUCCUCUAUUCAACCUUCCAAGACGAUCUCUUACGCAGUCGUCUCUGCGUCGAGAUGGCUUUAGCUUCCGAGCGAGUUCCAGCGCCUUUUAACAUGUACCUUCACGGCACAGUGAGAUUCAUCGGAUCAUCUUCUUCUAGUUCUACUCAAGACAAUGAGACAUGCGCUAUUUGUUUGGAGGAUAUGUCAGAAGAUGUACAAGACUUUGAGAUGCCGAAUUGUCCCCAUGUGUUUCAUGAUAACUGUAUCUACAAGUGGUUAAUUGAUAGUACUCUUUGCCCUCUCUGCCGCACUGUUAUUCUUGAAGAUGACGAUGACGACAACCAUCCCUACUACUACUCCUAAACAGAGUCAUGAAGAUUUUUGUUUUAGGGUUUUUAGAUUAAGAAAGAUGGAUUCAUUCACACGUUUCUUUUGUUCGCCGACUACUUGUAAUAAUCUUAUAAUCAAAGCUGUUACGCUAA
Messenger RNA from Arabidopsis arenosa, 673 nucleotides. The record is from the annotation of a GenBank genome assembly. NCBI's taxonomy places the organism in Eukaryota, Viridiplantae, Streptophyta, Magnoliopsida, Brassicales, Brassicaceae.